Molecule: messenger RNA, 968 nt
Organism: Cotesia glomerata
Lineage: Eukaryota; Metazoa; Arthropoda; Insecta; Hymenoptera; Braconidae
Product: guanylate kinase
Exons: 2
Coding region: 264-884 (206 amino acids)
Biological process (GO): purine nucleotide metabolic process
Cellular component (GO): cytosol
Molecular function (GO): GMP kinase activity
Source: RefSeq, a predicted model, not a curated record
GAAGAUUAGUAAUCCACAAGGUUAACAUUGUACACUUGCCGUAAAGCUUUGUAAAACGUAGAAGCAUCUGAUCAGCAUCAGAACAUCAGAAGUGAAAACACUAGCAGGAGGAUCAGUGGUAAUCAGAUACAGAGAGCGAUUGAUGUGACUAUUGGCGGCAAAAUUUUGAGUAUAAAUUAACGGCAUGGUAAAUUACGUAUAAAAACGUAAUAAUAUAAAAAACGUGUGCUGAUAGCCUGUAAUCUGUAACUGUAACCUGUUUUAUGAAUUCGGCUGUGUUUAUUGUGCAAAAAUUAUUCUUCAGUAUGCUUCAUAAAAGUCCACGACCAUUAGUAUUGUGUGGUCCAUCAGGAUCUGGGAAGAGUACACUCAUUAAAAAAUUGUUUGAUGAAUUUCCUGAUAAAUUUGGUUUUUCAGUUUCACAUACAACCAGACAACCAAGACCCGGUGAAGAAGAUGGAAAGCAUUAUCAUUUUAUUAGUAAAACUAAAAUGGAAGAUGAUGUAAGGAAAGGUGAAUUUAUUGAAACCGCAGUGUUUAGUAACAAUUUAUAUGGCACGAGCAAAAAAGCUGUUGAAACAGUUAUUAACAGCGGAAAAAUAUGCGUUUUGGAUAUUGAAAUGCAAGGUGUUAAACAAAUAAAAAACACUUCUCUUAAUCCUUUGCUUAUUUUCAUCAAACCACCCUCUGUCGAAGAAUUGGAGCGACGAUUGAGAGCUAGAAAAACAGAGACAGAAGAAUCACUACAACGUCGGUUAAAUACUUCUAUUGAAGAAAUUAAAUUUGGUGAUGAACCAGGUAAUUUUCACCGAGUAAUCGUCAAUGAUGAUGUUGAAAAAGCUUAUCGUGAAUUACGCGAAUUUAUUUUGCAAGAGUUAAAGUAAUUCAAUGCGACUGGUGAUAAAUUUUUUUUUAUUUGAUAUUUAUUUUCCGCUUUUUAUAUAAGAAUAAAUUUACUAUUUAAUUUA